Messenger RNA from Amoebophrya sp. A120, 6116 nucleotides. The record is from the annotation of a GenBank genome assembly. Lineage: Eukaryota; Dinophyceae; Syndiniales; Amoebophryaceae.
CGACGACAGGGUUCGUUUUUUGAGAACGACAAUGAAAAUGAAUCUCGGCAUCAGGCCGCACUGUUCGUGUUCCUCACUGAUUCCUUUCAUUUCAGGCCACAAAAUGUGCUGCCUUUUCUUGUGUCAAUCAGAGCCGGCAGAUAUUCGCCCCAGCAUUUGUUGCUGACAUUGUAAUAUCUGUAUGCCUGCUACUUCCGCUGUACCCGUUAAUUAUUCCGUCAGUUUAUUCUAUUCCCGGUUUUUCUUCGCGAGCGCCGAAGUUUCGGCAUACUCGAUCCUGGAAAGGUAGUACGUGACGAUAUUACAUACCAUGUGUACCUCUCCCCAAGGCCAAGGAGAAGUGGAAUGUAUUCCGAUGCUUUUGCUAAGAUGUAGAAUAGUAUCCUAGAAUCAUGUGAAAGUUGCCAAGACCAGAAUAGAAUAUCUUUUCGUUUAUUUUUUGUUCGAUUACAACCGGUCGCACAGAAAGACAAACAAGACGACCGCAACCCAGAAAAAAAAACCAUCUAAUUCCAAGAAAAGAGAUGCCGGCAACGGGCCGCAAGAUGAAGAUCCCUCGCCCUCUCUACAGCCACCUUCGCGCGACGCUGGUCAUUGCAGCCGGGGGCUCUGUUUUUGUUGAGGGUGUUGCGGCAGAGCAGCCCAACAUUUUCUCCGCGGUAAGGGAAAAAUAAGUAGUACAUGUUUCGGGUUGGUUCGUGGUCUGGGAUAAGAAUAUUUUCUGCCUUCAUAAAGAUGGUCUGAAUUUGCUUUGGUCUACGUACUGUAGUUGCGCUCUCUUCAUCAACAUAAACCAGUACACGAAAACGAUUUAUGAAUCGUGAUUGUCUCUGGCACUACAACUAAGCCUACUUUUCCACAUCACAGCUUUUCGGAGGCAGUUCCGCUGUGGCGGCUUCGAAGCCGCCUGCCGCUCAGGCGCCUGCUGUUGCCCCAUCGGAAAAACUGGCGAGUGUGGACGUGGGCGAAAAACAAGAAGCGAAACACGACGACGUGGCGAAAGCGGCCGCUGCUGCAGUCCGCCCCGCUCCCGCACCCUUCGAUGAUGCGAAAAACAAGAUUGCUAAGGCAGCUCCGGCCGCCGCGCAGGAUGAGCAAAGUGUUGCCGCAAUGAAAAAGAAAAUGACUUCUUCUACCACCGCCGAUGGUCAGGAUAUCAAGCCUCUAACAACCGCGAGUGGUCCUGCAGCGGUGGUGGAUGCGCCAGUUGUGCGAGCAGCGGGAGCGGCGGUGACAGAACACAGAGCUGAAGGGUCAUCAGGUUCGGCAGAAAUUUUAGAUGCGGCGAGUUCAUCAUCGACCAAAGCUGCCACCGCCGAAAACAAGACCGUAAGGUCGAGUGCGAAAGCCGCCACCGCUGCGGCGUCUUCGACGCUUGACCCGCAGCAAAUUUUGAAGACCGCUAACGAGGACCUGGAAAAGGCCAAAAAGGAACUCGAUUCCGUGGAAAAGCAGAUCACAGCAGCGGUCCCGACCGAAAGGCAAGCGCUGCAGCAGGCCAAGCAAGCGGAAAAAACUGCGCUGCAGAGCAUCCACUCUGAGCUGAAGAACGCAAAGCAGCAAGCACAGGCGAUGAAGAAAAAUGCGGUGAAAGUGGCCGAGAGGGUCGAGAAGGAGGCCGCCAAGGAGAUUGCGGCCGAGCGUAAGGUGUUGGAGCGUGAGGUACUCGGGAAGAAUAAAACGAAUCUGUCCAUGCCGCCGAUCGGUAUGAUGCCGGCCUUGCAAGUGGGGAUGGAGAAAGCGGAGAGCGAAGGCAAAUUGGGCUCCGGGGCGGGGGUAUCAAAGGGACUAGAAACUACCGGGCGCGUCGGCAAAGGUAAAGGUUCUUCAUCGGCGUUGUCAGCUGUUGCUAAAACGGAAAAUAACAAGGCGAGCCUUGAGCUGUUGGAGAAGAAAGGCAUGAACGACGCGGCAUCAAAAGCAAAGGAGGGAGAGGAGAGCGCUUCUGUCUUUUCCCACAUUCCCGACUUCGUGAAGCAUUUCAUCCCCCAAAACGUGCUCGCAAAAAUGCAAGCGAAAGAGCAGGAACAGCUGCGGGCGGUACGGAAUCCUGUUGGCGUGGAAAAGCAAAAGGAAAAGACGGAGGGUGAACAAAAGCAAAAGGAGAAGACGAAGAGCGAGUCAGAGCAUAAAUCGGCAGCAGCAGGAGGAAGUGGAGCAGUUCUUGUUGCACAACGCCAACAGAGAAGCGACACUGCCAGGUCCUCGGAAAAAGCUGACAGCAAGGCGACGGCGUCCGCGGGUGCCAAAAACCUGCUGAAGCUUGGAACUACAUCCAAACAGGAGCAGAGCCACGUGGACGAGGACGAGGUGGUGCAUAAGACAAGCACAGGAACGACCAAUGGUGUGGUCUCCCUGGAGAGUACGACGCAGACGGCAGCCGCAAAGGAACUCGAUUUGUCUGAAGUUCUGUCCUCCACAAAUACGGCUCCGAAGCUGCCAGAAACCGCGGAGCGCUGGGCGGAGGGCACGCAGGAGGUGAUGGAGCGGCGCCUUGAGAGCACGCGCGACCGCACUGAACGGCAAGCGGAGCAUCUGGAACGGACGGCGGAAGAAAAGGCGGAGCGAAGCGCCGAAUCCGUUGAAGACAAGGCGGAGAAAGUCGAGCAGGAUAUCGAAGAAUCCACGGAAAUGAAGUUGGACGCGCUGGAAAAGACGAAGCAGAAGCUGCAGGAGCAAAUCGAGCAACUGCAAAAGAAGAUUGCCUCUGUUGGGACCACAAAACCGGACGAUUUUUCAUCUGGUACGAAAAGAACAAAGGCUGCGGUAGUUCCCGCAGCAGAAGAGGAGAUGGCAUCAAAGCUGAUGCUUUUGGCUACAGUGGCAGCGGCACCUCCACCUGCACAGUCUCCCGCUUUGACUUCUGCUUCUACUGAAAUCGCAGUGGAAGAGCAUCAGCGUGGACGCCGGGAAAAAGACGAUCAAGCUGCAGCAAACAAGGAAAAGGUCGCAUUGGCGAAGCGCGUCGCGACAAAGGUAGUGAAACAAGCCAAAAACACGGUCGGGGACAGCGUGACCAACGUGCUGAACUCCGAGGCCAGUAUGCCCGCUUUCGUGUCCGGCAAACUCGCCUCCGUCGUGCCCGGGAUGGGUAAGCUGAAGACCGAGCCCGCGGGCAUGCCGGCCCUGGUUGCCGACGUGCUGGACAAAGUCGGACUUUCGCCGGCGGAGAAGAUGGUCUCCGGUGGCGUGCUGGGGCGCAACGGGAAAUCGGGGUUCGUGCCGGGCAACCCGAAACCCCUGGACGGGUCGAUUGACAGCGAGAACGCGAAAAACGCGUUUUUCACGGUUCCCGACCCGAACGGCGGAAAACUAGCGCAACAUUUGCAUUUGGCACAAGCUCCGCCGACGCUGCCCGCGCCAGCCACCGUUACUUCUAUUCCCACGCCGGCGGUGCAGGUGGACAAUGACGAAAAGGAACAAAAGGAGAACCAGAAAAUUGCGGAGAAGGUGAAUUCCGAUUAAAAUUUUCACUCCAAUUUUGCAUUUUAUUCACUUUCCGUGAUUAUUGUAGUGUCCCCCUCCUCGUCCCGCAUCAUCUUGUGAAAAGCAUGUUGAUGUUCCUUGUGAUGAUGGCGUAUACAACUACAUAUGCGUACGACUACAACCUUGCUGCAGAAUGACGGCGCUGUUGUACCUUUAUUUCAGCGGAGUUGGAGGUGAAAGCGCUGUUUCGAGUUCAUCGCUCAACCCCCGCCACGCACUUGAAUUCGUAUUAACGCAAACUAAAUCUAAAUCACUUACAUCUGAAGGUGAAGGACACUGCGGACAAGAUUUUGCAAGGGCUGGGCUUAGGCCCUGUGAUCGACGCUGGCGAGAAGGCCGUGAAAAAGCUUUCCAAAGGCGAAGAAGCUACCAACAGCAUCGAAAAGCAGGCGAACAAGGUCAAGGCAGAGGCUCGGGAACAGAACGCGAAGGCUGCGGCUCUGGAACAACAAAUCGCGGAGCUGCAGAAGCAGCAGUCUGCUGGGGCGGCGCCUGCCGGCGGCGGUGGACCGGCGAGCACAAUUGCACUCGUGGCCGUUCCAGAGUUGGCCAAUCAGAAUCUGGCUGGCGAAAAAAAAACGACACCUGCAGCACAAGCCGAGCAGGGGGCGCAGAAGGUGUCUUGUCUUUGGAUUUUUAGGUGGCUGGGCUCGUCAUCUGCAAUUUGGAAGGCACUUCAACUUCUUGUGUCACCAGUGCUUCCUUUGAGUUUGUUGUCAACGUAGAAUCAGAAUCAUCGCAAUUUCUCCUUAUAAUUUUGCUUCGACGACUACAGCUGCAGCAGCAAACGUUAGAUCAAGUAACCGGCGUUCUGUCCACUGCGACCUCCAUCCCGAGCCAAAUUUUCAACAAGGGUGUCAGUUCUGGCCUUCCUGGCGUGAUUACAGCGGGCGCCGAUGCGAUCACGAAGGCGCAGACACAGCAAAAAGGAUUCGAAAAGGACCACCUUGCCCACGCACAGGACCUACUCGCGAAAGCAAAGGCCCGCGUCGCAGCUGCGGAGGAGAAGCUCAAAGCACUGGUACAACCAUACGAUUUUGUAUGAAACAAAGAGAUGCAACAUCAUGAGAAGCAAAAACGAUCCUGAUCUUCCUCCUACUUCGCUGUGCACAUAAUCAUAAAUAUUCUGCUAUGCGCUCCACCUGAAGAGGUUGAUGAAGAAUCAGAGCGAGAAUCAUCUUCUAUCGUGGGUAGAAGUUUUUUGCGACUAAGCUGCUGUCCUGGUGCUAAUGAAGAUGAACCGGUAAGCACUACACUUCUCAUUCGCAAUCAAAACGCUAUCAGGAGCAGGGACAGGGGGCGAGCCCGGCUGCGGUGCCGGCUGCGGGUGCGACGGCAAGCAGCAGCACUUCGGGCUCUAGCGGAGGUCUUUUUGGCGGAAUUUUCGGCGGAGGUGGCGGACCACGUAGCAACCUCCAGCAACAGCCCGCUGCGACCACCUCGUCUGCCGGCGCCGGUGGUACUGCGAAACCCGCUGCUCCCGGAGCUAGUGGAGCAGCCGCCGUGCAACUCUUCGAAUUGAACGGUUUCAUUCCGCCCCAAGUAACCAGCUUCGUGCCGCAGGGAAUUUUGGAAAGAGUGGACGGGCGAGAAGGCGAUGGCGUCGGGGGGAUUCGCUCCUCUGCGCACACUGCGGCAGUUGCCCUUGUGUCGAUGUUGUUUUCUUUCUUUUUGGUCACGGCGUUUCUUUCCUUGCGUGCUGGCAUGAGAAAUCAGGCGGACGAAGGUCACUUCCUCGACGAUGCUGAUGGCGCCGCGAAAGAAGAUCACUUCUACCAGGCGUUUUGAUGAAUCCUCUCAUUCGCCGAAACCGAAAAAGAAAAUGCAGACUUGAGAAACAGAAUGCCGGAGGCGGUAAUUCUAAUUACAUGAUACUAGAAACUUGAGUGAUAAAUAAAUUGUACUCAGAUAAAAACUCCAGAGAACAAGAAUCAGCUGGCAGUUAGUCGUAGCUUACUACUUCCUCCUGGGCUGAUCAAAGCAGCAAAGGGGAGGAAAAGCUGAAGCGCGAUGUAGUUGAUGCUUGUAUUGAGCUUUAUUCGAAAUGAAAUAAAACCACGUGAUUUAUCGCGAUUCUCACACGGAAAUCGUGUAACUCAAGACAUUUGAUCAACACCAGCAUAGUACACCGGCGAGCACAAAUUUGGAGUCACCCGAUUCUGUAAAACUACCAUGAUUACUAAGGCUUGGCAUUCAUGAACCAACGCAUCGUUCAAAUAUUCUUUAUUCAACUGAAAACGCUUAUGUCUUAUCGUCGAAGUCGAACAAAGAGAAAGUCUACUAUUGGAACAUCAUUUGCAGAUCGAAGAUGUCGUUUUCGAUGGAGUAAACAUGUUUUGAACCUUUCAAAAUGAACCACCUACUUCUAUGCUUCCGCCCACAGGCAUAUAGAAAUGUGCAGAAGUCCAACUACGAUGAUGAUACGUUUGUAACGUUAACGGCCAGACAUCGGUCGGGCAUCAAGCAGACAUUGAAACUUUCUAAGUUUACAGGACUCGAUGCAUGCUGGCGAUCGCCUUUCAUCAAAGUUCUUACGGUAUGUCACCUACCGAUGACCAAUAGACAUAGAAGGAAAAUAUAACGACCUCGUCAGCGCCGCCUUGAAUGAAAUGAGAAACAACACGAAGGAU